Salvia hispanica is the source of this 1169-nucleotide messenger RNA. NCBI's taxonomy places the organism in Eukaryota, Viridiplantae, Streptophyta, Magnoliopsida, Lamiales, Lamiaceae. The record is from RefSeq and is a predicted model, not a curated record.
GAGAAAACACAAGGAAGAAUUCAUAUCCACUCCAUCAACUAUAUCUAUCUAUCUAUCUAUCUAUCAAUACACUACAAAAAACCACAACUAGUUUCUCUCUCUCUCUCUCUUGGCUGACAUGGAGACCGAGCUCGAAUUCGAGUUUCUCCCAUAUAUCAGAGCCUACAAAAACGGCCGUGUCGAGAGGCUGAAGGGAACAGAUGUCGUUCCGGCAGGCACUGAUCCAGACACCGGCGUUUUAUCAAAAGAUGUCACAAACAUUAUCCCAGAAACAGAAGUCUAUGCAAGAAUCUAUCUCCCAAAACUCAGCAGCACCAAUGAGAAACUCCCUCUUCUAGUGUACUACCACGGUGGUGCAUUUCUUGUGCACACCCCGUCCAGUCCACUCUACCACAAUUUCCUAAACGCCCUUGUGCACGAAUCCCGAGUCAUCACAGUCUCCGUGCACUACAGAAGGGCUCCCGAGCAUCAUCUCCCGGUCGCAUACGAAGAUUCAUGGGCCACACUACACUGGGUGGCUUCCCACUGCAAUGGUGAUGGCCCCGAGCCCAUGCUGAACCACCAUGCCGACUUCCAGAGCGUCUUUCUGGCCGGUGACAGCGCCGGAGGGAACAUAGUUCAUAACCUGGCUAUGGCUGCAGGUCAAAAUGGAGGGCUUAAUGUGGGAAUCCGGGGGGCUGUGCUGAUUGACCCGUAUUUUUGGGGUUCGGAUCCUAUCGGUUCGGAGGGGUUGGACAUGGAAAAGAAGGCAUACGUGGACCGGCUGUGGAAUGUGGUUUGCCCAUCAUGCCCGCUAGACGACCCAUGGAUCAACCCGAUGGCAACGGGAGGGAUGAGCUUGGCUGGGCUUGGAUGCUGGAGGGUGCUGGUUACUGUGGCUGAGAAGGAUCUUUUGAAGGAUAGAGGGUGGCUUUACUUUCAAGCGUUGGCUCAGAGCGGGUGGUUGGGUGCAGUCGAGAUCCACGAAACACAAGGCGAGGAUCAUUGCUUUCAUCUGGAUGAGUUGGAAGGUGAAAAGGCCAAACAAAGAUUGAAAAAAAUUGCUGAGUUCUUCAAGAUGGACUUGCCUCCUAUGGCUUUUCAAUGAUAAAAAAUAGCAGUGAAAUUGUACUUUGAUUUUUGAGUUAUGAGCUUUGAAUUCAAUAAAUUGCAGAAACAAAUACCAGAAA